Pimephales promelas (fathead minnow) is the source of this 3116-nucleotide messenger RNA. RefSeq names its product Tnf receptor-associated factor 2b (gene traf2b). NCBI's taxonomy places the organism in Eukaryota, Metazoa, Chordata, Actinopteri, Cypriniformes, Leuciscidae. The record is from RefSeq and is a predicted model, not a curated record. Gene Ontology annotation, cellular component: plasma membrane signaling receptor complex; cytoplasmic side of plasma membrane. Gene Ontology annotation, biological process: regulation of apoptotic process; positive regulation of canonical NF-kappaB signal transduction; activation of NF-kappaB-inducing kinase activity. Gene Ontology annotation, molecular function: ubiquitin-protein transferase activity; tumor necrosis factor receptor binding; zinc ion binding.
GCCAGCAAUGCAAAGAGAUCCUUAGGAAACCUUUCCAAGCACAGUGUGGACAUCGCUUCUGUGUGUUCUGUUUCAAACAACUCACCAGGGUCUGAUGUCAUGGACAUACCUCCUCCUCCUGAAGUUGCGAAGAAGAUUCCAUCUACCACGUCCGAAACAUCCUAAACUCCCGUCGACGAGGCCGCCUCCUGGAGUAUCUCGUGGACUGGGAGGGAUACGGACCUGAAGAACGCACAUGGGUCGCAAGGGAGGACAUUCUUGAUCCAUCCCUCCUCACCCAGUUCCACGAGGCUCAUCCCAACCGCCCAGCUCCUAGGGGUCGAGGCCGACCCGUCGACGAGUCAUUAGGGCGUCAGGAACCGCCCAUGGAGGAGGGGCUCAGGGCCCAUACCCUGCGAAGCCUGUCGUAUUGAGGGUAUAUUUGAAGAGGCGAUGUCUAUGCUCAAUAUUACAGUGGCAUUUCCUGACAAUGCAGCACGAAGAGAAAUUGAUAGCUUGCCUGCUAAAUGCCCAAAUGACGGUUGUUGUUGGUCUGGCACACUGAAAGACUAUGAGGGUCAACAUGAAGGUCGUUGUGAAUUUGAACGUGUAAAAUGUGAAGCAUGCCAAGCAGUCAUCUUGCUUAGCGAGAAAGACCGCCACAAUGAUCGUGAAUGCGAGGCCAGAACCCUAAACUGCAAAUACUGCAAGGUUACAUUCAACUUUAAGGAAAUUAAGGCCCAUGAUGAAAUAUGUCAGAAAUUCCCUAUGCAAUGCAAAGACUGUGGUAAAAAGAAAAUCCCCAGAGAGAAGUUUCAAGAGCACACCAAAUCUUGUGCAAAGUCAAAGUCGGCGUGCCAGUUCAGUGAGAUUGGCUGCAGGGCUGUGGUUGACAACGGUAAGCAGCAGGAGCAUGAGCAGACCAGUGUGAUGGAGCAUUUGCGUCUCAUGCUGGGUGUGCUGUCAUCUGUGCGCCUGCGAGCCGAGGGGGCUGUGGAGUGGCAGGAAGAUUCUGGGCUGGGAUUGUAUCGCGGACCUGAAGAUGCACCUCUGGCGGGGGCUGAUGCUGCCGCCCAUAAUGCAGGAAGAGGAGGCGGUCCUGGUGUGCAGCAGAAAGUCACAGCUUUGGAGAACAUAGUUUGUGUGUUGAACCGAGAGGUUGAACGCUCGGCCCUCACCCUGGAGGCGCUGUCCCGGCAACAUCGGCUAGACCAGGAAAAGAUUGAGAACUUGUCAAACAAGGUGCGACAGCUGGAACGGACUUUAACCAUGCGAGAUCUGCAGUUAGCAGAAUCCGAUCAGUCUUUGCGGGAGUUGCAGUUCUGCACAUACGACGGAGUGUUCAUUUGGAAAAUAGCAGACUUUUCUCGUCGCAGACAGGACGCAGUGGGAGGACGAGCACCUGCCAUGUUCUCACCUGCACCUUUCUUCUGUUCUUCAGCAUUCUACUCCAGUAAAUAUGGGUAUAAGAUGUGUCUGAGACUGUACCUGAACGGUGACGGCACAGGUCGGGGCACUCACCUCUCCCUGUUCUUUGUGGUCAUGAGGGGCAAAUACGACGCACUGCUGAAGUGGCCCUUCAGCCAGAAGGUGACAUUAAUGCUCUUGGAUCAGAACAACCGAGAGCACAUCAUCGAUGCCUUUAGGCCUGACGUGAGCUCCACAUCCUUCCAGAGACCCAUCAGUGAGAUGAACAUUGCCAGCGGUUGUCCUCUCUUCUGCCCCCUCGCCAAGCUGGCAGGCAAAAGCUCGUAUCUGAGAGAUGACACCAUUUUUAUUAAAGCCAUAGUCGACCUCACUGGCUUAUAACUCAUUAUAUAUUAUAACAAUGGAUGGUAUUAUUUUUAUUAUUAUUAUAUCAGCUGCGGAAGCCAUUUAAACUAUACAAUAUAAAUGAUUAUAUUAUAAUACCAUAUAGUUGGUUCAAGAAAUAUUUUUCAUUGAUGAUAUUAUUAUUAUGUCUAUGGAGUGGCAAUGAUCAAACUUACUUGCAUAGCAAUAACUCCACUAUUUUGAUAUAACUGAAUAUUUAAUAUGUACUAUAUAUUUAUUAUCAUAAUACAUAUUUAUAUCAUAUAAAUUAAACUAUACCUGUUUUGUAUGUAAUAACAUAAUAUUACUUAUGAGAGACUUGAAGGGUGCAGGAUUUUUCAUGCCGUUAAAAUCUGAUCUUGUUUGGAUGCUAACUGCAUUUGUGAGGACAUUUUUAGAGGCAUGGUCACUUUUUCUGGAAGUAUAGUUUAUAAAUAGAUACGUAUUUGUCAUCGGUAUGCUUUUUUUUUUUUUUUACAAACGUGACUAACUUAAUAAUAGAGAAACUUUAAUAUCCAUAAACUGAUUGAGCGCUGUGAGAGUCAGCUCAUAGAAAUGAAUCAUUGUGCUGUUUGUUCUUAUGAAAUGUAAAUAUUGUAGCCUCAUGCACAUACAAAAGCUCAUCUAUGUUAUUAAGAGAGGGAAAAGGAAUUUAUUAGAUGUCCAAACAUCUUGACUAACCACUGCUUAAAUUCAAUGUAGUUAGCCUACUUGUAAACAUCAUCUAAUCGUUGGACUGGAUCUUUUUGUUUGGGCUUGAGAAUGAAAUGGCUACACAGAUUCUCCAGCUGUAGACAUUUUAUUAUAUUCAAGCCCUUAUAAAAUGGAUCAGACAUACUAAUACCUUUUCCUCUGUAACAUCACUAUACUUUAGAUUAGCAUGGUAUAUUUUCUGAGUUAACCUAGAUGCAGUAUAAAUCCUGUUCAGUUAAAUAACAGUCCAUGUUACUUGGAUAAUUAGAAAAAAAUGUCACUAUUUCUUCUUUACAACAAAAGCAAACAUUUCUCUUUCAUUUCUCUAUCAUAAAUGAAUUAAAAAAUCAGUUAAAAUCAUUUUAUUUAAUUCUAUGUAUUAAUUUGUACCAUUUAUCUAUCAUUUAUAUUAGUUUGUAUUUUAUUAUUUAGUAAUUCACUGAAGCUAUGCAAUUCACUUUUAGAUAGUGAUAUACCCUUUGUUUUGUUAUUGUGAUAAAAAUGUUUCCUUUCAUUUAAGCAUAGUGUCCUGAUCCUGCAGUUUUUUGUGAAGUUGAGUUCUUACUAUAUAAUACAUUUGUUUUAAAUAUACAAUUGUUGUGUGCCGAGUAACAAUAAACAUGUAUUAAAAA